CUACAAAGCAUUCUUUACUAUAUAAACAGAAAAAUGCUCCAAUCCAAACCCACAUCUAAAACAUAUCUCUUCUAGCAAACCAACCAAUCCUUUAAUCAACCGUUGAAUUUGAGCUCACCAAGUUUCCCAAUAUGGAACAAACUCUCUCCUUUGAAAUUGAGCACGAUUUUGUUCAAACCAGCGAAAGAGUGAAAUCAGUCGAUCUGCAUCCAACUGAGCCAUGGGUUCUACUGGGAUUGUAUUCAGGAACUAUUUCUAUUUGGAACUAUCAAACAAAGAUUGAAGAGAAGUCUUUAAAAAUUAGUGAACUUCCAGUUAGAUCAGCAAAGUUUAUUGCCCGAGAAAAUUGGAUUAUUGCAGGGACUGAUGACAAAUACAUUCGUGUGUACAAUUAUGAAAAAAUGGAAAAGAUAACAGAAUUUGAGGGACAUAAAGAUUAUAUUAGGAGUUUGAUUGUUCAUCCUUUUUUGCCAUAUGUGGUGUCAGCUUCUGAUGACCAAGUCUUGAAAUUGUGGAAUUGGAAGGAAGGUUGGUCUUGUAAUCAGACUUUUGAAGGGCACUCACAUUAUGUGAUGCAAGUGGCAUUUAACCCCAAGGAUCCAUCUACUUUUGCUAGUGCAUCCCUUGAUGGCACAUUAAAGAUUUGGACUCUUGAUUCCUCAGCUCCAAAUUUUACCUUUGAUGGACACUUGGAAGGAGUAAAUUGUGUUGAGUUUUUUGAGAGCAAUGACAAACAAUAUCUUUUAAGUGGUUCUGAUGAUUACACUGCCAAGGUAUGGGAUUAUGAUUCUAAAAACUGCAUACAAACACUUGAAGGACACAAAAACAAUGUUACAUCAAUAUGUGUUCAUCCUGAACUUCCAAUAAUAAUAACAACUUCAGAGGAUUCUACCGUUAAAAUAUGGGAUGUUGUCACCUAUAGGCUUCAAACCACUUUGAACUUGGGUCUUGAGAGAGUGUGGAGCAUUGGAUACAAAAAAGGAUCGUCUAAACUUGCUUUUGGUUGUGACAAAGGAUUUAUCAUUGUUACGGUGAACUCUGCCCAAGUGAAACAAGCAAACUAAACUGCACCAUAUGCUUUUGGAAGAAGACUACAUUAAACCUUGUGUUGUAUUAGUAUAUUUUACAUUAAAAAAUAAAAAUGAAUGCUAGUAAUACAUUAGUAUUUAUUAUUGGGUGAAAUUUGUGAGUUCUAUUGAAUAUAUAGUUCUUGCGUUAAUUUGAUGGGAUUCAAAAUAAUUUCACCUAAUAGUAAAAAAAGUAUCUUAAAAAAUGUGUUGUUAUUAUUUCCGUGGCAAUAAUGUAUUUGUUCAAAAAACACGUAGUUAUGUAUUGAAGUUAGAUAUAAAGAAAUCAAUAUUAUUGUACAAUUUUUUUAAGUUCUCCU
Cicer arietinum (chickpea) is the source of this 1387-nucleotide messenger RNA. RefSeq names its product coatomer subunit beta'-1-like. The record is from RefSeq and is a predicted model, not a curated record. Lineage: Eukaryota; Viridiplantae; Streptophyta; Magnoliopsida; Fabales; Fabaceae. Gene Ontology annotation, biological process: retrograde vesicle-mediated transport, Golgi to endoplasmic reticulum; intra-Golgi vesicle-mediated transport; intracellular protein transport. Gene Ontology annotation, cellular component: COPI vesicle coat. Gene Ontology annotation, molecular function: protein binding.